UCUCGCAACCAUGAAGAACCUGACUUGGCUGACUCUUACGAACAUCCUCUUUAACUAUGAUGUGGCGAGCAAGAUCGGCGGCUACGUGGAGGAAACCACUGCUCUAACUAUCCUGCAGUUCGAUCAGGUCGUGGCUGAUGACACAAACGCAGGAGUGUUCCUGGACCACUUGGCUCGCAACCGGAGUGUGAAGAAACUGUGCGUAAACGAGCACCUAGUCGUCGCGCGCCAUGGUCAGGCUCUCGCAGACGCCGUCCGAAACCACGUGACCCUGCAAGAAAUUGAAGCACCCUGGUUCGUCUGCAACUGUUCAACUGUGGCCUCGGUGAUGAGUUCGCGAUGUCCGCCGCAGCACAUCUUCGGCGAGACAGGAGGCUGCGAGAGCUCAGCUCGGAUGGCAACUCUUUCACAACCGAAGCUCUGCACCACAUCAUAGGAGCCCUUGAGGUGAACAAGACGCUGAAGUUGCUCGAGGUGACUAUCACAGAAGAGCACCCGCAGGAAGGAGUCUUCAUACUCUUCGAUCUGAUUUGUACGAUCAACGCUUUCUCUCGUCUCUACAUCAACUGGACCAAUCCUCGAGCAUCGUACUUCUUCGAUAGCAUCCUGGCGGCCGUAACGCCCUCCGUAUCUCUGAACCUGGAUGGACGCGAAGCUCCGGACGUGGCCGAGUGCUUGACAGUCAUUGCCAGAAAUCGCCACCUCCACACGGUCUCGCUUGAAUGCGAAACGCCUGCAGAACAAGCCGUGGUACAAGCGCUGGCCGACACUUUCGCCACGACCAAGUCCCUCAAGAAAGUACCGCUCAUUUCUUUUCCCGGGAGGAGUAGCUUAAGACGUGCAUGCUCUUAAUUUAACUUUUCAGGAAUACGAAAUACCGAAUGGGCAAACGUUCCC
Rhipicephalus sanguineus (brown dog tick) is the source of this 897-nucleotide messenger RNA. RefSeq lists its product as uncharacterized. Bases 11 to 436 code for a protein of 141 amino acids. The record is from RefSeq and is a predicted model, not a curated record. Lineage: Eukaryota; Metazoa; Arthropoda; Arachnida; Ixodida; Ixodidae. The transcript has 4 exons.